GAUGCUGGAGUUCCCUCCUUGGCACCAAGUAGGAGGUGAAGUCACAGACGUGCCCUGCUGCUGCUGCUGGCAGCUUGCUUUCUGUUGGAAGCAAAGCACAUCUGGUGUAUCUCUCAGCUUGCUGGUGAAGUCUGUGUGACUGAAAGGGAAAGACCUGUCAGAGACAGCAUGAAGUCUUGUUGCUCCAGGGAAGACCAUAAGGCAGGAACAAACAUAUGAGGAGUGUUGAGACAGCAGUGAUCACAUAACAGCAUGAAAGCAGAGCUCCCUUCCCACUGACACCAACAUGGUGCAAAUUUCAGCAUACCUGGUGCAUGCCUCCUUGUACCUGAGAGCAGGGAGUGGGCAUGCGUGCCUGAGGUCUGUGCUCUGGGUAAGCAAGCAGCCAAGUCAGCCUCGUGCAAGUAGAAAAAGCAUAAGCAAACCACUGUGAAGAUUCUGAUAUUCUGAUAGACGUUCCAGUGGCAUUUUAUUUUCCGUUCCUGCUGUUAAGAAGGAAAGUAAUACCCAGGUGCUACUACAGCUGCAAUCAGAGAAGGAAAAUCUCCAGGAGGGUCUGGGAGCUCUGUCAGGGCACGUGGCAGGGGCUGUCAGAUCCAUUGCUUGGUCUGCAACCCGCUGCACUCAGCAGGAUGGUUUCCAUUGAUUCCGGGAGCAGACGUUGCUGGUGAGCACUGCUGUGCAUGUGAGGGGUGAGCUCUGAGCAGGGCUUUCCAUCAUGGUGUCACUGCAGCCAGUGUCACGUGUGCAUGACUGGAAACAUCAGAGCCUUCCAGGCUCCUCCGUGGCCCACUCCCAACAGCUGGCUCCUGCUGCCAGUGGGAUUUGCUCCAAUUACACAGCUCACCCAAUUAUCUCCCGUGACAGGGAAAGAAAACUUGCUCAGUGAUGAGAGAUCAUUACAAAUUACAAGCUCUGUGAGUUUGGGACAAACGAACCCCCUAAGUGCUGCCUGGUUGAACACUCUGUCUGUGUUCUGUGUGAUAAAUAACAGCUGACUUUUUCCAUCGCUAGGAAAUGAAUCACUGUGGAGGCAAAACCAAAAAGGAGUCUCAAUCCAGCUAGGAGACCGAGAAGGAAGCUGCUGGAGGAGAGACGUAUACUAACUCCACUGGCCUGUAGCCUGUCUUACACUUACUAACAAAUGUCAACAACUAGGGAGCAGCCAAUCUUCAGCACCAGAGCCCAUGUUUUCCAAAUUGACCCUGCUACCAAAAGAAACUGGAUCCCUGCCAGCAAACACGCCUUGACUGUCUCCUAUUUUUACGAUGCCACGCGCAACGUGUACCGGAUCAUCAGUGUGGGAGGCACCAAGGCAAUCAUCAACAGCACUAUCACCCCCAACAUGACCUUCACAAAGACAUCCCAGAAAUUUGGACAGUGGGCAGAUAGCCGAGCCAACACAGUAUAUGGAUUGGGCUUUGCUUCAGAGCAGCACCUCUCCCAGUUCGCAGAGAAGUUCCAGGAGGUGAAAGAAGCAGCACGUUUGGCAAGGGAGAAGUCCCAGGAUAAAACAGAACUGACCAAUCCUGCCCUGAGUAUCACAUCUCACCAGGUACUUCCCAGCCCCAUCAUCAGCUCUAAUGGACCAGGAGAAGAUAAACUAUUCAGAAGCCAAAGUGCUGAUGUUGAGAUAAGCACAGAGAAGGAGCGUCUGAAGAAGAUGCUUUCAGAAGGCUCAGUGAGUGAGGUCCAGUGGGAAGCUGAAUUCUUUAGCCUUCAGGACAACAACAGCAAACUCGUGGCUGCUCUCCAUGAAGCCAAUGCCAAUGUGGACCAGUGGAAGAAGCAGCUGGCUGCGUAUCAAGAGGAGACGGAAACACUGCGGCAGCGGGUAGCAGAACUGGAGUCACAGGGGGCUCAUGACUCCUCCAGUGAGAACAACAAGGAAGAGCUGAGCCAAACCCUGGAAGAACUGGAACUGCUGAUCAAGGCUAAAGAUGAGGAGAUUCAGAUGCUGAAAAGCCAAAAAUGCAGCCGAUGGGAAGCAGAGGGCGAGCGUGAAGAGACACUACAGAAGCUCCAGGAGCUGGAGGCACGCAACGCAGAGCUGGAGCGCCGCCUUCACCUGGCCGAGCAGACGCUGGCGGAGACCCUGUCUGAGAGGGAGAAGAUCCAGAAUGAGGUCACCAAGGUGGCAGAGAUAAUGGACGUGAAGAUUUUUGAGCUCAGUGAGAUCCGGCAAGGACUAGCUAAGCUGGUGGAGAGCAACUGAGCAGCAGCAUGCUCAAAGGAGACACCUCCGGAGGAGGGGAGCCUGACCUGGGACUGGUUGCUAACAGCAAUUUUGAUCACAGAACAGCCUUGAGGUCUGUUAGGGCAGGAUAUGCCAACAUACCAGCAGCUGCCUGGACAGUGUGGUGACCAGCUGCAGCCAUUUACUGCCCACUGAACAACGAGCUGGAGAGCAGAGAGGGGCCUGAGCUCCUGUAUCCUCCACAGGAAGCAUCUACAAGUCACAGCCAGGCCUCUCUGGACCCUGUCGUGGCUGCGGCGCAGUCCAGAGACAGCAGCCGUCCCUCUGCUGCCUUCCCAGCCUCCCUGCUGCCACACUGUGUCUCCAUUUUUACAAUUUUCUAGGGGAAGGGGCUGAGCAGCCUUUGCAUUUUUUUCAGUAGUUUUUUAGGGAACCACUUGCCUUUUGCAAAAUAAGCUGCUUAUUUCCCAACUUAGGGAGGGAAAAGAGGUAUCAGCACUUUGAGGACAUCACUAGCUCCUUUUCCAGCCCUAACUACAUCGUGUCUUUCUAACAGGAUGCAACAACACUGGUUGCUGUCAGGAGCUUACAGAGCAAGCAGAGUCCCCAGUGCAGAGCAGGGUGCUUGUCUGCCCAAGUGCUGUUCAGUUCCAGCCUCUAGAGGAAAAAGAACUGCAGAAAAAGCUCUUAUUAGUUUAACGCAGUGGGAUUUAAUGAAUUCUUAAAACUUCUUUAAGCUGAGAGCAAAGGCCUGGUUGGGAAAGGGGCAUUUGAGAAAUGGGACGUGCCCGAGGGGAUGGCCAACCAACUGCUAGAUUGGCAUCUCUCCUGGCCUCUGAGGGCUGUAGUUAAUUGAAAUUAAAUGGAGCAAAUCACUGUU
Molecule: messenger RNA, 3077 nt
Organism: Meleagris gallopavo (turkey)
Lineage: Eukaryota; Metazoa; Chordata; Aves; Galliformes; Phasianidae
Source: RefSeq, a predicted model, not a curated record